AAUCGGACGUGCAAGAGAGAUCCCAAUCCCAAUACCGAUCUUCAGGCAUCUCAGAUCGCGAGACAUCCUACGCAAUGACACGCACUCUGGCCUUGGUCAGCCUUAUACUGUUGAAUGGCUUCCUCUCAGUCCUGGCCUGGAAGCCCAUUGCUGUUAGUUCCAGCAGCGGCAGCACUGCCGCCUACAGCUUGAAGCAAUCCCAUCCGGGGGAAGCCAGCAGCAGUCACGAGAUCUCCACCAGUUUUUCUCAGUUUAGCGGUGACAAAGAGGCCACCUCCGAGGUUGAGGAUGAGCUCCUGCUGGCCCGUGCCGGCGGCACAGCAGCGGCAGCCCAACCCAUCACAUUCAGUGAUCAUGUGGACGAUCAGUACGAAUCCUAUAGCUUAGAGGAUAUUGAGGCUACUCCAAAGGAGCCGCUGACCUUCACGCGAACACCGCUUUAUGGCUCCAAUCGAUGCAGUGUCAAGAAGUUUGCCUUUAACCAAGAUGGCGAGGUGGAGUACAACAAUCCAUUGCCGGAGUUGGAGCAGUUUACACUCUGCUUCUGGAUGCGUUUUACCAAUCACAGCGGCGACCAUGUCCUCCUGACCUACGAGGCUGGCAAGGAACCCCGCGAAAUACAAAUCUGGGUCGCCAAUGCGCAGAAUUCCAGUUUCCUUUCGAUGGCCAUAAAGGGGCAGCAAAUGUUCAGAUUGAACUAUCCGCUGAAAAUGCGACAGUGGCAUCAUAUGUGCAGCUCUUGGAAUGGCAAGACGGGCGAGUGGCAGGCCUGGCUAAAGGCGGAGCGCAUAGGGCGUGGAUUUCACAAUUCGCUCGUGGGUCACAAGAUACCCGCUAAUGGCAAGCUUCGCUCUGGCGGUAAUUCUGUCACCGGAGAGGUCAGCCAUGGCCUGCACUUUGAGAUGACUCUGGUCCAGGUCUAUAGGGUGGCUCUCAGUGCGGGCAAGGCGCAUCGCGAUCAUAAGCAUCAUCAUGUCCAUCACUUUGAUCACGAGGGACUGGAGGUUUCCAGCACCACCAGAGCGCCGCCAACGAUCAAUCGACCCCAGCCCAUGCACACUCUACUAGCCAGUGGUCAGAUACCCACCCGAGUGCGCAUCAACCUGGCAAAUCCGCCACCAAGUGGAGCCCCACCAAGUGGAGCCCCUGCUGGUGGUGCUCCUGCUUCACCAGGCGAUGCCAUCACCAUCAACACCAACUUUGUCAAUGGCCAAAUCAAUGCCGGCUCUCGCCUGGUAGCCCAGCAGCUUCUAGGCCUGGCCCCAUCUCAGGCUAAUGCUAACCCUGGACGGAAUCGCUUCCAAAUGCUGAGCAACUCGGCCAAUGUGCAGUUCAUCGAUGAAACCGAGACUCACAUACAGUUCAAAAGGGAGGCAGACCACAAGAAACUAAAGAAGCGCGGCUUAGUCCUGCUGGAGGAUGGCUCCGUGGUGGACGAUGGCUCCGGAACUGGAACAACAGGAACCGCCAGUGAAAUAUACAAUGGCCUGGCGGACUUUGGUGGACAGCAGUUCAAGCAGGAUCUGACGCUCAAGAUGAGCCUGGAGGAGGAGAUCAGUACGCAUGAUCGGGAGCCCGCCGAGGAGGAGGUCAAAGCGGUGAUGGGCAUUUGUGGUAGCUGUCACCCAGAGCCCUUCCAGGGAGCCAUUGUGUUUGCCUGGAAGGAUGUCCAGGAGCAUAUGAAUAAUGCGCUCAAGGGGCUGACAGUGGGUCCCUGUGGUAACUUCUAGAUGUACUCCAGUUUAGGUUUUCCUUCUCCUAAUCCUAAUCCUUAUUUUUUUUUUUAACCCGCUUUAAGUCCUCCUCGUCUCCCUCUCUCUCUCUCUGCCUGUCCAUGUGGGAGUCAAUGCUUUUAAUCCUUGACUCGCCCAUGGACACAA
Messenger RNA from Drosophila kikkawai, 1880 nucleotides. It is a transcript of the gene b6, whose product is annotated as pentraxin-related protein b6. The record is from RefSeq and is a predicted model, not a curated record. NCBI's taxonomy places the organism in Eukaryota, Metazoa, Arthropoda, Insecta, Diptera, Drosophilidae.